AUGGCGUCCAAGAUGACACCCUACCUAUUCCGCUCCGCCAUGCGGUCGGCAUCGCGCGCUGGCUUUGCCCAGACACGGGCCUUCUCAGUCACGGCUCGCCGACCGAGCGACACCCUCAUGGUGCAUCGUAACACGCCCGAGAACAACCCCGACAUUCCCUUCAAGUUCACCCCUCAAAACGAGAAGAUCAUCACCGAGAUCCUAAAGCGCUACCCCCCUCAGUACAAAAAGGCCGCCGUCAUGCCCAUCCUCGACCUUGGCCAGCGCCAGCACGGCUUCACGUCGAUCAGCGUCAUGAACGAGGUCGCCAGGUUACUCGAGAUGCCCCCCAUGCGCGUCUACGAAGUGGCCUCUUUCUACACCAUGUACAACCGUGACCCCGUGGGCAAGUUCCACGUCCAGGUCUGCACGACGACCCCCUGCCAACUGGGCGGCUGCGGCUCCGACAUCAUCGUCAAGACUAUCAAGGAGCACCUCGGCAUCAAGCAAGGCCAGACCACCCCCGACGGUCUCUUCACGCUCGUCGAGGUCGAGUGUCUUGGUGCCUGCGUAAACGCCCCCAUGGUCCAGAUCAACGAUGAGUACUACGAGGACCUCACCCCCGAGACCACCGUCUCGCUCCUCAGCGCGCUCAAGGAGAGCGCGGCGGCCACGAACCAGGCCGACGCGGACGCCAAGAUGCCCAAGCCCGGACCCCAGACUGGGCGGGACACAUGCGAGAACAGCAAGGGGCAGACCAACCUGCUGGAUGAGCCGUGGGGCGUGGAGAAGACAAGGUCGGACUUGUAG
Molecule: messenger RNA, 789 nt
Organism: Emericellopsis cladophorae
Lineage: Eukaryota; Fungi; Ascomycota; Sordariomycetes; Hypocreales; Bionectriaceae
Product: NADH-ubiquinone oxidoreductase 24 kDa subunit precursor
Exons: 3
Coding region: 1-789 (262 amino acids)
Molecular function (GO): NADH dehydrogenase activity
Source: RefSeq, a predicted model, not a curated record